Molecule: messenger RNA, 1703 nt
Organism: Suillus clintonianus
Lineage: Eukaryota; Fungi; Basidiomycota; Agaricomycetes; Boletales; Suillaceae
Exons: 3
Coding region: 98-1606 (502 amino acids)
Source: RefSeq, a predicted model, not a curated record
GAUUGCCUUUUGAUCCAAACGCGUCAACGCACAGGCCAGCUGCAGGCUAGCUGAGAGAACAACUGUCUCCUUCCCGUCUUCUUUUACCAUAUAUACGAUGGCUGAAUCGUUACCUCCGGAACUAUGGUCACACAUCUUCGGUCUGGCCGCGGACGAGGAUACAAUUUUCUAUCCUGGCCUUCCAACAUCAAUGACCCAGUCCUCUUGGGCAAGUUCUCUGGUUACAGAUUGGCAGCUAAGGACGCCUCGUGACUCGAUCAACAUGGUCCAGCGCAGGAGCUAUGCUACCAAGAAGUCGAUCAUAUCAACGUGCAAAUCAUGGCGUCGUCUCGGCAUCGAAUUCCUCGUCCGCUAUCUGUUUUUCAAUGACCCCUCGAAGCUCCGCUCUCUUACUUCCCUUCUCACUUCCAAUCCUUCACUGGGGUGGUGGACGCGCCGUUUACAUAUAACUCACUUUCUCUACGAGCGUGGUCCCUCCCUCGACGAUUUUGAAGCCGCCCUUACAACCGUACUUACCCAGACUCCCAACCUAGAGAUCUUCAUUGUCGACUGGCCGCUAUCAAGGGCAUUUGGACCCAUCGCGGACACGCUGGGUACGCAUUGCAAGAACUUACGCACUGCUCACUGGCACGUUCCCGCCGAACUCCUUCCCAAGGUCAUAUGGGCAUUAGAUGCCCUCCCGCUCCUAGUUUCCCUUGCCCUCGAAUUCGAUGCACCACUCAAGGAUUCUGACACGCUCACCCUUGGAAGCGCACAAGAUGUCAAGCUCCACCUCCCAAAUCUUCAGCAGCUCAUCCUGCGUGGGUACUCUGCCGAGUUCAUCGAACAAGCCAACGGCUGGACCCUCCCCCUCCUACACAGCUUCUCCUUCGACUUUGGCAGCAAACUCGAAGACGUUCCCGAUGUUCUGUCCUUCCUCAGCACCCACGGCACCAGUCUGCUCUUUCUCGACCUCUACUGUAUCCCAGCACUCGAUAUCCGCACAGUACUAGACCUAUGCCCCCUCCUAACCGCUUUCUCUUUCAACCUCGACUGGAAGAUCACGCCCAUCGACAACACGGCAGACGGACCCAUCGUUCUCACUAAUCGUCCACACGAACACAUCGCGCACAUCGGGCUUCAUGGGUUGCUCUUUGCGUUCGGCGUGGGCCUCGCUAGCGCUUAUGCCACCCCAGACCCUCUUCGAUCUCUCCUAGUACAGCGUACGAAUGACAGGAAUUUCGCGGCGCUCACAAAAGCGAGUUUCCCCAAACUUGAGCGGGUGCGUGUGUUGAGCCCAACGGUGCUCACGGAUCUCGACCGUGCAAAUGGGCCGCAAGGGGGCGGGAUGGAGCGCUGGGAGAGAUGGGCGGGAAUGUGCGAGGGCAUGGGUAUUCGUCUGGAGGACUGCACGGGCGCACUGUUGGGCACAUUACCUCAAGAGUAUGAAGAGGAAGAUGAGGAAGACGAAGACGAACUUGUGGAAGACAACGAGUACUAUCAUACGGACGAUGAGGAGCCGGCCAGACCAGGUGGAGUAGGUUUGUCAGAACUGAGGGCGCUGCUGGAAGAAUGUAGAAAGAUGAGCGAAGAGCGUGAGGACCCACCGUUUGGGUUGGCGUAUUGAUAUCUCUGUCAUCAGUGCUUUUUGCUUGCUUUGCUAACAUGCUAUUUAUCAUCACUGAUCCUAGAUCUCGUGUAGGCAAGAUCGCUAUCAUGUAACU